Pseudonaja textilis is the source of this 869-nucleotide messenger RNA. The record is from RefSeq and is a predicted model, not a curated record. NCBI's taxonomy places the organism in Eukaryota, Metazoa, Chordata, Lepidosauria, Squamata, Elapidae.
GAGAAGAUGCUGCCGCUGCUGAUUUGCGUCCUGUUGGUGGCCAGUGCCGCUGGGUGCGGGCAGCCAGCCUACCCUGCCCACAGCCGCGUGGUGAACGGCGAAGACACUGUGCCUUACAGCUGGCCCUGGCAGGUCUCCCUCCAGUACGAGCAAAAUGGCGCCUUCCAUCACACCUGCGGAGGGUCCCUCAUCGCCCCCGACUGGGUCAUGACAGCUGCCCACUGCAUCUCGCGAUCCCGCAGGUAUAAGGUGGUGCUGGGGGAGUACAACCUCAAAGUCAAGGAAGCCCCUGAGCAGCACGUGCCCAUCAACUCCAAAGACAUCUUCGUGAAUCCCAACUGGAACCCCAGCUGUGUGGCCUGCGGCAAUGACAUCGCACUGCUCAAACUCUCCCGCCGGCCACAACUGAACGACAAAGUCAGACUGGGCUGCAUUCCCGAGCCAAACACCGUCCUGCCCAAUGGAUACCCUUGUUACAUCACCGGCUGGGGACGUAUUUCCACUGGGGGGCCUCUGCCGGCCAAGCUGCAGCAGGCUCUCCUGCCCGUGGUGGACUACAACCACUGCAGGAAGCCUGACUGGUGGGGAGGCUCCGUCAAACCUAGCAUGGUCUGCGCUGGGGGAGACAUCAAAUCCGGCUGCAACGGUGACUCCGGUGGCCCCCUCAACUGCCGGGGCAAGGACGGCAAGUGGUACGUCCACGGGAUCGCCAGCUUCGUCUCCGCGAUGGGCUGCAACGCCUUGAGGAAGCCCACCGUCUUCACCCGGGUUUCUGCCUUCAACGGUUGGAUCCAGAAGAUACUCAGGGGACAGUGAGCAGGAGAACCGGCCAGGCUCCUAGUUCCAGAAUAAAUUCACUUUGGAGAUGC